AUGGAGGUCACCAAAGAAUCAGCGAACAGCCCAAGCCUGGCCAGCAACGGAGGAGAUAAGGCGGUAGACAAACUGGCUUCAGACGUAGCAACGCUUGAUGUGGCUGUUCCGAAACACUCGGAAUUACACGAGUCUAAUUAUGAAGUCGAAGUUGAACGAGCCGAUCCCAACUCUCCCUUGUAUUCGGUCUCGUCUUUCGAAGAUUUAAAACUACAUCCAGAUUUAUUGAAGGGAAUAUAUGAGAUGGGAUUUCGGAAACCUUCAAAGAUUCAGGAGAAAGCACUACCUCUCCUCCUUGGAAAUCCACCCCGUAAUCUAAUUGGACAAUCGCAGUCGGGAACAGGCAAAACUGCAGCUUUUGCCCUUAGUAUGUUAAGCCGUAUAGAUUAUAGCUCCGACGUACCCCAGGCGAUUUGCGUGGCUCCUGCGAGAGAAUUGGCUCGGCAGAUCAUGGCGGUGAUCAAAAGCAUGGGCAAGUACACAACAGUUACGGUUGCCGAAGCAAUAAAACAGUCUGUCAUGAGAAAUCAGAAAGUAAAUGCACAGUUAAUUGUGGGGACACCUGGAACGAUGACCGAUCUGAUCAAACGGAGGCUAAUUGAUGUUAGGAAUGUUAAGAUAUUUGUCUUGGAUGAAGCCGAUAAUAUGCUGGACCAACAAGGACUUGGUGAUCAGAGCAUACGAUUAAAAAAUAUGAUGCCCAAAAACACGCAAAUUGUUCUCUUCUCAGCCACAUAUUCUGAUGAGGUGCGGGACUUUGCAACACGCUUUGCACCUGAUGCCAAUCAAUUCAAACUAAAGGUUGAGGAGUUAUCAGUCAGUACUAUUAAACAAUUUUAUAUGGACUGUAAGAAUUCAGAUCACAAGUUUGAGGUGCUAGAUGCUCUAUAUGCACUGCUGACUAUUGGACAAAGCAUAAUUUUCGUUCAGCGACGUGAUACGGCUGAUACAAUUGCGAGACGGAUGACCGAAAGCGGUCACCGGGUUAUUAAUCUUCAUGGAGGACUGACACCGACGGAACGUGACCAAGUAAUGGAUGCAUUUCGCAAUGGUGAUGCGAAAGUGCUUAUAACUACAAAUGUGCUAGCUCGGGGUAUUGACAUCAUGCAAGUCAACCUUGUAAUUAAUUACGAUAUUCCAACGAACGUGACAGGAAGAACUCCUGACUAUGAGACAUAUCUUCAUCGUAUUGGGCGCACUGGUAGAUUUGGACGCACUGGGGUAUCGAUUAACUUUGUCCAUGACGAACAAAGUUGGAAACUCGUUGAGAUGAUUCAAAAUCAUUUUAAACGCGAAAUAGUCCAAGUACCAACAGACGAUUAUAAUAAGAUUGAAAAGAUUUUAAAGAAGGAAAUCAAAGGAUGA
This is a messenger RNA of Paraglomus brasilianum, 1365 nucleotides long. The record is from the annotation of a GenBank genome assembly. NCBI's taxonomy places the organism in Eukaryota, Fungi, Glomeromycota, Glomeromycetes, Paraglomerales, Paraglomeraceae.